CUGCAGAUUUACCCGUACUGGACAUACAGCUAUUUGAUAACGCUCAUCCCGAUAUUUCUGCUUACUGAUUUGCUGCUUUACAAGCCGGUCCUUAUUCUGGAGAGUAUCGGCUAUAUGGUAUUUAGAAUCACGUUAGUAUUCGGAUGGGGUGUGUUCUCACAGCAAAUCGGAAUGGUUUUCUAUGGGAUUGCAUCGGCCGCCGAGAUUGCAUUCUAUUCCUAUAUUUAUGCAAAAGUUGAAAAGCACGAUUAUCAGCGGUUCGAUGAGUUGUUUUUAGUGGUUGAAGCCUGA
This is a messenger RNA of Gongylonema pulchrum, 291 nucleotides long. Lineage: Eukaryota; Metazoa; Nematoda; Chromadorea; Rhabditida; Gongylonematidae. The record is from the annotation of a GenBank genome assembly.